AUGGCUGAUAGCACGCGUCCUUGGUGGAAGGAAGCGAACAUAUAUCAGAUAUACCCUGCCAGCUUCCAGAACUCGAACCGAGAUGGUAUCGGUGAUCUGCCUGGAAUCCUGUCACGCAGCAACUAUAUCAAAGAUACUGGAGCAGAUGCAAUAUGGAUUUCUCCUAUGUAUAACAGCCCUCAGCAGGACAUGGGCUAUGAUAUCUCGGAUUAUGAGAGUGUAUCCCCCCCUUACGGAACGGUAGGGGAUAUGGAAGCCAUUAUCGCUGCUUGCCAUGAGCGUGGGAUGAAAGUCUUACUCGACCUAGUUACAAACCACACUUCCAACGAACAUGAUGAUUAA
Molecule: messenger RNA, 342 nt
Organism: Exophiala aquamarina CBS 119918
Lineage: Eukaryota; Fungi; Ascomycota; Eurotiomycetes; Chaetothyriales; Herpotrichiellaceae
Product: glucan 1,6-alpha-glucosidase
Exons: 1
Coding region: 1-342 (113 amino acids)
Biological process (GO): oligosaccharide catabolic process
Molecular function (GO): alpha-amylase activity
Source: RefSeq, a predicted model, not a curated record